Cladocopium goreaui is the source of this 264-nucleotide messenger RNA. Lineage: Eukaryota; Dinophyceae; Suessiales; Symbiodiniaceae. The record is from the annotation of a GenBank genome assembly.
AUGGUCGCGUCCUACGAUGGAAAGGAGGGUGGCCCAGAGUUCAGCGGGCCAAAGCAUGGCGCCGAGGAUGCCACAGUUUGCGUCACUGGUUUCGAUUCUUUCAGCAACCUCUUCAUGUUUGUAGAAGACGGCGCAGAGAACUCACAUAGCGAGAUCUCCUGGAUUGAUGAUCAAUCCGCAGAGCAGAAGGCGAUGAAAGUCUGCGUUUGCCCUGAGAAAUUUGCUUUGUUGGCUCACCUUUGCCAGUAUGCAACAGUUGCUUGA